UCUUACGAGAUGGUCCAUCCAAAUUUUCACAUUCUCACCUUUUUUCUGUCUUUGUUGCUUUUGAGCCCUCCAAAAGCACAUUUCUCCAUCUUCAUGUCUUCUUAAAAAAAGAAAAAAAAAAUAUAAAAAGAAAAACGCAUAGAAAAGAACAAAAACUAUGAAGCUUGUUCUUCUUCCUCUUCUAGUAGUCCUUGUUCUUCUUCUUCUUCAGCAGCCAUGUUUCAUUGGGGUUGGUGCCACACCGGAGAACCCUCUUGUUUCCUCUCCGACUAUCUCACCCUUUUCUCAAAUCUCUUCUAUAAUGCCUGCCCACUCUCCUGGAAUUGAAGAAGUAAGUCCAACUCCAAAGCAUCAAAUGGGUUCCCACAAGAGAAUUCUCGUGGCUCUAAUCGUUGCUUGCACUAUUCUAGGAGCAAUCAUAUUGUCGUUGUUGAUUUUGUGCGUUUAUCACUUUAAGUUUUCUCACAAGAGACUUAAAAAGAGAAGUUCUCAGAACUAUGAUGGUGAAAAGGGGCUGAGAUUAAAUCCAUUUGUUGGUCGCUUCCACUCCACAAGUUUGGUGGGGAAAAAUGGAUCUGUUCUGUUGAUGGACUAUAAGAUCCUAGAAAAAGCAACGGAUAAUUUUCUGGAAAGUAAUAUAUUGGGUGAAGGUGGGUUUGGGCGAGUUUACAAGGCUCAAUUGGAAGAUAACUUGAUUGUUGCAGUGAAGAAGCUCGAUUGCACAAGCCAAGAUGCCGAGACAGAGUUCCAGAAUGAAGUGAAUUUGUUGCGAAGGAUUCAGCAUCCAAAUGUUAUUUCACUUCUGGGUUGUAGUAGUCAAGGCGACGAGAGGUUUAUAGUUUAUGAAUUGAUGCAAAAUGGGUCUCUGGAAACGCAAUUGCAUGGACCCUCCCAUGGUUCUGCAUUAACGUGGCAUAUGCGGAUGAAAAUUGCUCUUGAUACAGCAAGAGGAUUAGAAUAUCUGCAUGAACACUGCAACCCUUCAGUGAUCCAUAGAGAUAUGAAAUCAUCUAAUAUUCUUUUGGAUGCCAACUUCAAUGCCAAAUUAUCCGAUUUUGGACUUGCUGUAGCCGAUGGGACCCAAAACAAGAACAGCAUCAAGCUCUCAGGCACAUUGGGUUAUGUAGCUCCGGAGUAUCUGCUAGAUGGUAAGUUGACGGAUAAGAGUGACGUUUAUGCAUUUGGGGUUGUUCUGUUGGAGCUUCUGUUAGGACGAAGGCCUGUGGAAAAACUGGCACCAGCUCAGUGCCAAUCUAUUGUCACAUGGGCCAUGCCACAGCUUACUGACAGAUCAAAGCUUCCGAACAUUGUAGAUGCUGUUAUAAAAGAUACAAUGGAUCUGAAGCACUUGUACCAGGUCGCUGCUGUGGCAGUGCUAUGUGUGCAACCCGAACCGAGUUACCGUCCUCUGAUAACGGAUGUUCUGCACUCUCUUGUCCCUCUUGUUCCGGUCGAACUUGGAGGCACGCUGAGAAUUACCGCUUAGUCUGCUGUUUCAGUAGGUUUUGGUCACUGAUGAGUGUCAAGAGUUUCAGGCUAUCUACCGCUUCUGCAACAUUCUAUGGGGUCAUACACUGCUCAAAGUAUAAUUCUGAAUUUGUGACAUGACAUUGCUUGGCUCACCGAGAUGAUUGUUUCGCUGCAAAAUUAUUGUCUUAUUGAUCUAUGAGAGGCAAGCAAAGGCAAAAAGUUGGCUUGGUUGAGGGGGAAGAGUACUGGUUGGUUUAUCCCAUUCGUAAAUUGAAGCAGAAUUUUUUUGAUUGUGGAAUCUGUGAAUAUGAGGGUAUUCAGACAAAGACCAACUGCUCUUUUUGUCUUUUUUUUUUUUUUAAAUUUUUUUUUUUUUUGUAAUUGUUCUUCUCGUACUAUGGUGUAUGAAAGUCAGCUUAUUUUUCAGGGUCAGUAAGAGAAUUACCUCUAUGAAGCUCCAUUUGUAUUUCUUGAGAGUUUUGUAGGAAUGUAAAAACAAAAAAAAAGUCUUUCCUUAUGAACUCAAACUGCUGUUAUUUAGACGUUCAAAAUCUGUCAUUGUUCUUGAUAUUGAGAUGGGGCAUGUCUAAGCCUUAAUCAGGAAAGAAAG
Molecule: messenger RNA, 2080 nt
Organism: Morus notabilis
Lineage: Eukaryota; Viridiplantae; Streptophyta; Magnoliopsida; Rosales; Moraceae
Product: probable receptor-like protein kinase At1g80640
Exons: 10
Coding region: 158-1486 (442 amino acids)
Biological process (GO): protein phosphorylation
Molecular function (GO): ATP binding; protein kinase activity
Source: RefSeq, a predicted model, not a curated record